AUGGUACAGCCCAAUCCAUAUUUAUUGGGACGGUUUUUGGACCCCAUAUUUGCCCUUGCAGUCGGAGCGGUAAGCUACUACGCUCAUGAAAGGAAAGUUGGCAGAGAACCUGGCCAUUCCUUGAAUGAACUGGUUCGCAAGCGUCUCGAACGACUUCGCAUCGGUCAGCAAAACAUGCAAUAG
Messenger RNA from Lachancea sp. 'fantastica', 183 nucleotides. The record is from the annotation of a GenBank genome assembly. NCBI's taxonomy places the organism in Eukaryota, Fungi, Ascomycota, Saccharomycetes, Saccharomycetales, Saccharomycetaceae.